UCGUAAUCGAGGACAGGCAACGUUACCUACGGACCUUUGCAAAUUGUACUUCCAGCUGUCUGUCACAUUACCUGCCAGACCUUUUGCUUGACUGCUACCUACCAAACGAAAAAAAAAAACACACAUUCGGGUCCUUCGUUAUCGUGUGUUCAGCCCCCGAAUCUUGGCAGACAGUUGAUCACUUCCCCACUAGGCUGCGCUAUCCAGCAGAGCAAGCCUUUGCAAUUGAACCAAGUCACAACCCCGCCGCUGGUCUUCAUCUCUGCUGGUGUGGUGUUUCAACACGUCAGCUCGACUUGUGGCUGGACCCGCGCUUGACGCCUUUGGCCUGAACGACUUUCGCAAACCGUGAGGCUCGGGAUGGCGAUAUUCCCAAUCUAGUCCUAGCCGCCAGACUUGCAAUCUGGCCACUGGUGUCUUCCCCCGCAGGGCCAAGCUGAAGCUGAGCGUCGUGUCCUCCCACGGCGCUGACCGGUGGUUGUGAGGGUUCCAGUUCCCAGUACCAGUACAGUACUGGUAGUUUAUGUAUAGAUGUAGGCACCUGUCCAAGCUAGGCAGGAGAUUCGCGUGUUAAAGAAGGCAGCUGAGGUCAAGAAUGACAUUCUUGCCGAGUUAAAGAAAUCGCAUCCCGUGCUUGAUACUAGCAGCCACUGGUCGGAACUGUCUAGGACAGCAUUCCGAUUAUAUUUGUUUUCUCCCACCAGCCAAACCAAUUCAAAAUCACCAUUCAGCACCUCCUUGCCUACUUCGUACCAAGUUACUGGUUCAUCUGAUUGGGUUCGCUGAUCCAUAGGUCUAGAAGCCAAACUCCAUUACGAACCAACGCAGCAACAAUCCAAUAUCAAUAGCAACCAUACCGGGAUUAAUCCACGCCAUUUCACCGCUUAUUGUCGCAGCAGACUAAAAAUCGGCCAUUUGCGGUCCAUUAACUGCUUCUCCUCCGCCUUGGCUUGGGUAGCUGUGCCUCUCAAUCUGUAGCUCAUACUUUUAAAAAGGUCUUAUGCACCUCGUAUUUGAGUGACAAGACAACAGAGGGAGGAAAAAAACACUCCAUCCACGCUCGCCGUCGGCGGGUCGAUCGAUCCGAAGACUGGACCCCUUGGUGUGGGUGGAUAUGGUACAUACGGACCGCAACCAUUUCCCGAUAAAUACGGCCGCGCCCUCUCAUCUUCACGGUCUCCCGGUGUCAUGCAGCCGCUCAUUUCUGCCAUGACAUCCCUACGCGACAUAAUAAUCGCGGCUUUCAAGUCCCUCACCAGGGGCAAGUCCUUCAUCCGGGCCCUGCUGGCCUUUUGGAUCAGCCCCAACGUCAUUAAAGAGUGCCAGGAGUCGAACGAUGGCUCGUCUUCGCCUAGGCUCCUUGAGGACUUCCUCCUCGAGGUUGAGCAUCUCCUCUCGCAGCCAAUAGAGCCUGCGGCUCUGCUCGGCUUCUCUGGUAACCUCAAGAAGCAGUUUCGCCAACGACUAUGGUCCAACCGGGCUUGCAUGCUGCCCUCAUACAACUAUCAGCUACCUAAUGGUUCGGAGCAAGGCCGCUACCUGUCUGUGGAUGUCGGCGGCUCAACCCUCCGCGUGGCUUUGGUUGAGCUCAAGGGGUUGGAGGAGGGUGGCUAUGAUGGUUGCAGUCGAAUUGUGAGAAUCGACAACUUUCGCAUAGAUGUCGGCGUCAAAGCGCUUGUUGGGAGGGCCUUUUUCGACUGGAUGGCGGCAAGGAUCCUCGAAACACUCAAAUCGGCGUCAGAGGGUGGUCAAAAUAACAAGGAAGAGUUCAACGGCAGUCCGCAGGCCCCGAUCCCAAUGGGACUGGCAUGGAGCUUUCCCAUCGAACAAACAUCACUGAAGGGAGGCUUGUUGCAAAAUAUGGGCAAGGGAUUCCUUGCCGCCGACGGACUGCUUGGUCAAGACCUCGGCGAAAUAGUUAAACAGGCAUGCAGUGGCCACAAUCUCCAUGUGGAAGUUGCAGCCAUAAUCAACGACUCCUCUGCCGCGCUUCUCUCCGAGUCUUACCGCCGUCCAUCAACCCGCUUUGGACUCAUUCUUGGAACAGGGUUCAACAUCGCGGCGUAUAUGCCAGUUACCACUAUUGAACGACCCAAAUUCGGGGUUCGACCGGCCAGCUGGUUCGAAAAAGCAAGCCACGUCAUUGUCAAUACAGAAAUGGGCAUGUUUGGUCAGGGAUUCCUGCCGAUGACCCGAUGGGACGAGCAGCUAAAGGCAGCGCAUCCCAAGCCUGAAUUUCAACCCCUUGAGCACUUUGUUGCCGGGCUCUACAUUGGCGAGCUUGCUCGGCUCAUCAUGAUUGAUGCUAUAGAGACAACUGGCCUGUUUGGCGGUGUUGUACCGCCGAGUUUGGUGGGCCCUUAUACUUUGGAAACCGAGACAUUGUCCAUCCUGGAGAGCGACGACAGUGUCAAUCUCGAAAACGCCCUGGCUGCAUUCACAUCCCGCCAUCCCUCGUCACAAAAACCCAUCGUCUCGGACAUAUUGGCCCUACGUACCAUAUCCAAACUUGUCACCCGCCGUUCUGCCGCCCUGGUCGCGGCGGCUCUGUACGGACUCUGGGAGCUCAAGAGAGAAACCGAAAACGAGUACCUCGAACCACAGGAGACUGUAAAGUCUACUGAUAUGCCAUUCGCACAGGAGACUAGAGCCGAGCUGGAUCUCGGUCGCGUCGUGGUUGGCUUCAACGGAUCUGUUAUUGAGCAAUACCCCGGCUAUCGAACUAAUUGCCAGAUAUACAUUGACGCGCUAUUCAAAAGGUCACAGGAGCAGCUCUCCCAGGGAGGAGGUUUGUCCCGUGAAGAGGCGCUAAUCGAGCUCGUCCCCGCAAAGGAGAGCUCGCUCCUCGGGGCUGCUGUGGCGCUGGCGUGUCUUGAAAGAGGCAAGGCUAAUUGAUUCCCAAUUACGAACCGAGCAAGUACUUUUUUAUUUUAUUUUAACAUGAGCGUAUUAUUAUUUAUUUAUUAAAUGGAUUCAUUUUGCACACCUUGUCUUGC
Pyricularia oryzae 70-15 is the source of this 2996-nucleotide messenger RNA. Its product is annotated as hexokinase-1. Bases 1189 to 2895 code for a protein of 568 amino acids. Gene Ontology annotation, biological process: intracellular glucose homeostasis; glucose 6-phosphate metabolic process; glycolytic process. Gene Ontology annotation, molecular function: mannokinase activity; D-glucose binding; fructokinase activity. Gene Ontology annotation, cellular component: mitochondrion; cytosol. Lineage: Eukaryota; Fungi; Ascomycota; Sordariomycetes; Magnaporthales; Pyriculariaceae. The transcript has 6 exons. The record is from RefSeq and is a predicted model, not a curated record.